Messenger RNA from Penicillium cinerascens, 330 nucleotides. RefSeq lists its product as uncharacterized. Lineage: Eukaryota; Fungi; Ascomycota; Eurotiomycetes; Eurotiales; Aspergillaceae. The transcript has a single exon. The coding region runs from base 1 to 330 and encodes 109 amino acids. The record is from RefSeq and is a predicted model, not a curated record.
AUGUCUCGCUAUGAGGUGCGCGUAGCGGGUGACAGACCCCUCGCAAUCGGGGAUGAGCUCACAUUCUUCUACCCCAGCACAGAAUGGGAAAUGGUCCAGCCAUUCCAGUGCAACUGCGGUGCUCAAGGCCAGUGCCGGGGAUUAAUCUCUGGUGCGGCCAAUGAAGAACCAUAUAUCCUUCAUCAGUAUUGGUUAAACAAGCAUAUUCGUGAUCUUCUGCAGGAUCGAGAUCAACGCACGAACGAAGACAUUGCAUGGCCAUGCAAGUCAGAAAAUGCUGUUUCUACGGAGAAAUUCAACCAUAAUACCGAUGGUGUAGUUGAAGCAUAG